CGCAGCCUCGGGCUCAAGCUUGCGCUGCUGUCGCUGUGCACAUGUGGAGCCAAAGCAGCUCCACUGGUCUGCUGCCAGCCUCGGCGCACAUGGCCACGCAUGUGCGUCAACAUUUUGUCUUGACGCUCGUGAAGCUGUCUUUGGGCACCAUCGCCGUGUUCUCACUUGGCGUUGGCGGCGCGGACGCCACCAACCCAUCAGCCGAGGAUGGCAACGCGAAGGUGGAGACGACGUGGCCCUCUGCUACCUCACUUGGCGAGGCGGCCGGGGCGCGGACUGGUUUGCGGGGCACACAGCCAGAGCUCGACGCCAGCCGCGGCGUCGCGGACAGUCGCGUUCGCAACAAGACGUUGUCCGCGAUUGCAGACAGCAAGGCCUCGUCGGCUGUCGCACUCCUGCCUGCAUGGCCGGGGGCGACGGAUGUGGCGUUGGGAGGUUCGCAGCAUGAGGAGGACCGCCGGCUAACUCAAGUCUAUAGUCUAUAGCUAUUUGGAACCAGGCCUGACUUGCGACGACGUGGGCCUCCUAGACCCGUCGGACUCCACGGAGUGCUUCGGCCCCGCGAUCACGUACGUCAAUGUGACUGGAACUGGAGAUCCAAUAGAUUUCGGGACCUCUUCUUCGUUUACUUUCGGUUGUGUCUACGACUCCGACCUGGACAGGGUUCUGUUCUCCGCGACCUCCGGCUCCGACACGACGUCGUCCCCAACGUGGAGAUACAUUUGCCCAGGCUCAUUCUCCACGACAACCUCCAGUGCGAUCACGGCAACGGCCACCCCCAUGUCGACCUCUGCCACGUCGACCUCUGCCACGUCGACCUCUGCCACGUCCACGUCGUCUUCAACAGCCACAGAGCCUCCUGCAAUGACUUUGGUGCCAUUGGGCCAGACGUGCUACGACGUGGGCUUGCAAGACGUCGCGAGUUCCGAGUACUGUUUCAACAUAGCAGCGUCCUAUUCCAAUAUCGAGCCCGCAACAACGAGCUACAUCCCGAGUACGGCUUUCAAGGUCAGCUGUGUCUACGAAAGCGCCUCGGACACCAUGAUCUUUUCGCAGUCAACCGGCGCUCAAACGGAGGGAUCUGCCGACUACCAGUUCUUCUGCAUGGGGACAUACACUACUACGGCUACGUCCAUUCCGAUUACGAGCACCUCCCUGACCUUCAGCUCGACGACGACCGCGACAGCCACGACCGCGACAGCCACGACCACCUCCUUCCAGAACUACGCGCUUCUGGAAGCAGGAGAGACUUGCUACGAGGCUGGCAUGGAAGAUAUCACAAGCAGUGCAGAGUGUUUCGGACCUGCCAGAAGCCGUUUCGGUUACCAGUCUGCUGUGACAAAUGAUUUUUCAAACCAAGGUUUAACGUUUACAUGCGUUCUUCAGACCGCGGACACGAAGAUAUUCUUCGCUGACGCUAGCUCAGAAGACGCCGUCGCCCAGGCGAACUUUCGGUACAUCUGCAGGGGGGUCCUGACGACGACCGGUACCAGCACCACGCCAGACCCGACGCCAGCUCCGACGCCCGCGCCUACGCCUGCGCCUACGCCAGCACCUACGCCAGCGCCGACGCCACGCCUACGCCAGCACCUACGCCAGCACCGCCUACGCCAGCACCAACGCCAGCGCCGACGCCGGCACCUACGCCAGCGCCGACGCCCGCGCCUACGCCACACCAACGCCCGCGCCGACGCCGGCACCUACCCCAGCGCCUACGCCAGCACCAACGCCCGCGCCGACGCCAGCGCCUACGCCAGCACCAACGCCCGC
This is a messenger RNA of Prorocentrum cordatum, 1770 nucleotides long. Lineage: Eukaryota; Dinophyceae; Prorocentrales; Prorocentraceae. The record is from the annotation of a GenBank genome assembly.